UUCUCCCGCAAGCCAACUCAAGCCUUCUAGAACCACGACGUUUUCCCAGGCGUGGAAGCUCGGACUCCGGCGGGAGGUUCUUUCCUCUUGUAACAUCGCUCGAUUCUGGAACAUAUUGCUUGGUACUACCCAAUCAGCCUCUCUCAUAUAUUGAGAUAACCAAAUAAGAGCAAGACCUGUCGUGGAACCACGAAGUUUCUUCUCCUUGGCGAGAUGCACAUCAUUACAGUAUGUGCGGUUUCGAUACCGAGACACAAAUCCCAUGACGAGCGGCCACGAGCUCGUCUCGAGGUUUUCGUGAGGUUGGCUUGUUUCUGUGCAACCUCCGUUGAAAUUUCUGAACUUUUUUCCAUCUUGUCAUACAGAAUAUGCAAGGAGCAUGUUUGUCAGCCAGGAUUGCUGCGGAAUUGUAUUCAGGCUCCUAGGAAAUGGCUUUCGAGGAUGCUCCUAGUAUUCUCCACGAGGCAUCUUUUGUCGGAACUCACGCCCGAAGCAUCUCUUCCUUCAUUCCUACUCUUCGCGACUUUUUGCACUCCCUCCAGCCCAAGCUGGCUGGAGUUGAGAGUUUCUUUUCGCAUUACCAUUCUUUUCUCCCACUAUUCUCAUUUCUUGAGACAAACCAAACCCUACGGCAUGGGGAACCCCAUCACGCGAAACAUGACCCCAACUGUUCUCCCGCGAAUACCUCUGUCAAGCCCGCCUUCCAACAGGAUCUUGAAAAUCAGGAUUUCUCGCCAAUGUUUACCUAGUCAAUGACCUCCCUCGAAGCCCUCUCAUGCAGUGCUGGAUGCUAGACAUCGCCUUCUCUCGCCUCUUUCCCCUGUACACACCAAGUCUUUCAAUUCGUCCCUCUACUUCAGCAACUUCGUCACCAGACUCAGCCUCUGAAGCCUCUCUCAUCACUUCCCCUAACAGGUUCAACUCAUGCGAGGAUUUUCAAUGUCCACACACCACUCUUGUCAAAUAAUUACAAAUUUA
Molecule: messenger RNA, 978 nt
Organism: Hyaloscypha bicolor E
Lineage: Eukaryota; Fungi; Ascomycota; Leotiomycetes; Helotiales; Hyaloscyphaceae
Exons: 1
Coding region: 214-756 (180 amino acids)
Source: RefSeq, a predicted model, not a curated record